GCCAGGUACAAAAAGGGUGGUUCUUUCUCUCGUCGUUGGUUGGUAGAAAGUGAUCUAGUGGCGGCGCCUCAAGAACAAGUGCAAGCUCCAUCGGGAGAUAUUGUUCUCGUGAGAAUGUCUUUGUGCAUGACACGCCAAAAAUGCGUUCUACUCUCAAUCGUGCUUUCCACGGGCUCGAUCAUCCUGUACAGUAUGGUGAAUGGGGGCCCAGUUACCCUGUUACGAACCGAGCUCAGACUUGACACUCCCCAAGAAACCACAGAAAUAUACGAAAGGGAGAACACGCAAAAGUUGGAAGAGUGGCAGAGAGCAUUGUGCAAAUCCAGUGUCACCGAUGAACCUGAAUAUUCGCAGACGCUGACCCUGCCGAUGCUUGCUAGGGACAUUACGCCCAACGCCAGCGACUAUAACGUGUACCUCUCGGAGACAGGCUGCAACCCACGCCCACUGUACAGAGCGUGGUGUUCCGUCGAGAGCUUCGCACUGCAAAACCCAACAGCCAAGAUCUGGUACGUGAUCACCGCCCCGUACGUGGACGACACGGACAGCCUCGUCACAAUCCUCAGCGAGAGGUACAAGAAUUUAGAAGUCGUGGGCGCCGACCUCGACAAGAUGUUCACCGGAACUCCGCUUGAGAAACUUUUUAAGUCGGGGAAAUGGACGCGAAAUACACCCUGGCCGGCGAACAACCUCUCCAACCUUCUGCGGAACGUCCUCCUGUGGCGGUGGGGAGGGCUGAACGCCGACACCGACUGCAUCUGCGUCAGGAACGUCACGCACCUGCGCAACACGCUCUCUUACGACGAGAAGGACAGGGUCGCCAACAACGCCAUCAUGCACUUCGAAGCCCGCCAUCGGUUCGUUCUCGCAACCAUGGAAUACCUGAAACGAAAUUUCAAGGUCGCUACGUGGCACGUCAACGGGCCAGGGGCGGCUUCGCACAUCGUCCAGGAGCUCUGCGGAACCAAGGACCUCAGUCAGCUCCUUUCCAGGAAAUGCGACAGCGUGGAGUUGAUGCCGUUGAAGAACAUGCAACUUUAUAACUGGAAAGAGUGGAAGAAUUUCUUUGAAAAGGGAAAAGGAAGCAAAUUCACAGAGGACCACAAAGACGCCUACAUCUUGCAUAUGUAUAACAAGCUCAGCAAGAAACGCGCCGUUGAAAUAGGUUCCCAAACCAUCUACGACAGUGUUGCCAGCGUCGUCUGUCCCCUCACGUACGAGGCCGCCAAGCGGAGGGCCUACUUCUUCUAGGUCGAGUGGAUGUUGUUGGUGCGGAUAUUUUUAUUGGAUUGGAUGUUUCUCUCUUCUUGUUUCAUUUUCUUCUUCUUUCCCUACUACUGCCUUUUCCAUCUCAUUAUCUGGGUGUUUUUGUGCUGGAUGGCCACGUGGAAUAAAACUUGGGAAAUCCUAGAAUUAUGUUAGAAUUCAUUUAUUUACUACCCAAAUACGUCUUCGUCUUGUUUUAUGUUUUUGUGGAAUGAUUUUAGAUUUGGUUUUCGGAAUGGGUUUUUGGUCUUGAUGUUUUUCAGAUGGAUAUGUUUGUUGUGAAUGUUUUUUGAACAUUGUUUUUGGAUUGGAUGGUUUUAAUGGGAAGUAUUCGUAAGUUAUGAUGUAUAUUUGGGUAUCAUUGUGCAACCAUUAACAGGAAAUAUCCUUGGCAGUUUGAAACGUAUUAGACCAGUGGAUCCCAAGUUUUUUUUCUGGUCGUUAUCCACGUCUCAUGAGCGACCCUUGUCCAUGACCCACCGUCAAGGAUAACCCAUGACUACAGUGUCUCUACAAUAGUACAUCCAUUAGUUUAAUAAAGAAUAAUAAAAAACUAGUAACUUUUGUAAUUUUAUUGGUUCCAUUUGCUAUUUUUUCUUUUGUUAGGAAAAAUGCAGUUUGCCUUUUGCUGAAUCUGAUAUGAUUAUUGGAAUAGUACUAAAGAAGUAACAAUGUGCAUCUACACAGAAAAUAUGUUAAGGGGUUGUGUCGAAUCGUUCAAUAUCGAACAGAAUCUUAUGUUAAGGAAGGGUUGGUAUUUUGGGUUUCGAAUCUGUCUCGUUCUGAUUCAUGUCUCGGUUUGUCGUUCUGGGAUUCAUAUGGAUUCACGGUGAGACGAUGAUUUUAUGCCCGUAAGGCAUGGAAUACGCCUUGCAAUAUUCAGAUAAGCCACACAUACCCAAAAGUAGUUGGAAAAUCAGGGAUGCCGACAGUUUCGUAGCGUCAACAACUAUAUUUAAAAGAUAUAUUGUUGCUUGUGUCAGAAUAUUUAGCAUGAUUUUCUAAUGAUAUUCUUCUGUGUAGCUGUACACAUGAAAUGUA
This is a messenger RNA of Penaeus vannamei (Pacific white shrimp), 2307 nucleotides long. RefSeq names its product lactosylceramide 4-alpha-galactosyltransferase. Lineage: Eukaryota; Metazoa; Arthropoda; Malacostraca; Decapoda; Penaeidae. Gene Ontology annotation, biological process: glycosphingolipid biosynthetic process. Gene Ontology annotation, molecular function: hexosyltransferase activity. The record is from RefSeq and is a predicted model, not a curated record.